This is a messenger RNA of Jatropha curcas, 3109 nucleotides long. It is a transcript of the gene CRR22, whose product is annotated as Pentatricopeptide repeat (PPR) superfamily protein. The record is from RefSeq and is a predicted model, not a curated record. NCBI's taxonomy places the organism in Eukaryota, Viridiplantae, Streptophyta, Magnoliopsida, Malpighiales, Euphorbiaceae. Gene Ontology annotation, molecular function: RNA binding; zinc ion binding; protein binding. Gene Ontology annotation, biological process: RNA modification.
CUAUUUAUCCAUUUCAGAAAAAUCGUAAUUCGAAACUUUUUUCCCUCCACAGACAAAUUGAUUAUAACUGUAGUGUUGCUGGGAGCGAGGACAACAUUGUGAGGACGCGGGAGAGAGAUGAGCUCACAGCUCUUGCCUUUCGCUUCAACACCAACGCCACCAUCUUCACCGCUCUACUCCAAAACACGCUCUUCUGCUUCCCCCACUCUUUCCAAGAGAAUUCACAUUCCUGCUUACAUAUACAAACACCCAGCUGCCAUUCUUUUAGAACUUUGUACUUCCAUUAAAGAACUCCACCAAAUCCUCCCACUUAUCAUCAAAAACGGCUUCUACAACGAAGAGCUCUUCCAAACCAAGCUUGUUAGCCUUUUCUGCAAGUAUGGUAGCUUAACUGAAGCGGCCUGUGUUUUUGAACAUGUUGACGAUAAAUUAGAAGCCCUUUAUCACACUAUGCUCAAAGGUUAUGCCAAGAACUCAUCUUUAGAUGCUGCCUUAUCAUUUUUUUGUCGAAUGAAGCAUGAUAAUGUUGAACCUGUUGUAUAUAAUUUUACGUAUUUGUUGAAACUUUGCGGUGAUAAUUCGGAUCUUAGGAGAGGUAAAGAGAUUCACGGGCAAUUGAUAACUAGUGGGCUUUCCUGGAAUCAGUUCGCUAUGACUGGGGUUGUCAAUCUGUAUGCGAAAUGCAGAAAAACUGACGAUGCAUAUAAGAUGUUUGACAGAAUGUCUGAAAGGGACUUGGUUUGUUGGAAUACGAUUAUUUCUGGGUAUGCACAAAAUGGAUUGCCCGAGGUUGCGUUACAGUUGGUUCCAAGGAUUUUUGAGGAAGGGCAUAGGCCAGAUUCAAUCACGAUUGUUUCCAUUUUGCCUGCAGUCGCCAAUAUAAAAUCAUUGAGAAUUGGCAAGGCAAUUCAUGGAUAUGUUAUCAGAGCUGGUUUUGAAUCUCUUGUGAAUACUUCAACUGCACUGGUGGAUAUGUAUUCCAAGUGCGAGUCAGUGGGGACUGCUAGAGUGAUUUUUGAUGGGAUGAAUCGUAGGACUGUUGUUACGUGGAAUUCAAUGAUUGAUGGGUGUGUGCAGAGUGGAGAUCCUCAGGAAGCAAUGGCGCUAUUUCAGAAGAUGCUAGAUGAAGGGUUUCAACCAUCUGAUGUUACUCUUAUGGAAGUCUUACAUGCCUGUGCAGAUUUGGGUGAUCUUGAGCAGGGGAAGUUUGUCCAUAAACUAGUGGAUGAAUUGAAGCUAGACUCUAAUGUUUCUGUGAUGAACUCUUUGAUUUCAAUGUAUUCCAGAUGCAAGAGGGUUGAUAUCGCUGCCAAUAUAUUUAAAAACCUGCAAAAUAAAACACUUGUAUCUUGGAACGCCAUGAUAUUAGGUUAUGCUCAAAACGGGCUAGUAGACGAGGCCUUAAAUUCCUUUUGCGAGAUGCAAUCUAGGAAUAUAAAACCAGAUUCAUUCACAAUGGUGAGUGUGAUUCCUGCUCUUGCAGAGCUAUCUAUUCCGCGUCAGGCAAAGUGGAUUCAUGGAGUUAUUAUUCGAAGAUUUUUAGACAAAAAUGUUUUCGUGAUGACUGCUCUUGUUGAUAUGUAUUCAAAAUGUGGAGCCAUUCACACUGCAAGAAAGCUCUUUGACAUGAUGAGUGAAAGGCAUGUGAUAACUUGGAAUGCGAUGGUAGAUGCUUAUGGGACACAUGGGCUUGGAAAAGCAGCUGUAGAGCUUUUCAGGGAAAUGGAAAGGGGCUCUAUCAAGCCAAAUGAUAUUACAUUUCUCUGUGUUCUCUCUGCUUGCAGCCACUCAGGUUUGGUGGAAGAAGGCCUGCAAUACUUUGCCAGCAUGAAGAAUGAUUAUGGACUAGAGCCCUCAAUGGAUCACUAUGGAGCCAUGGUUGACCUUCUUGGUCGAGCUGGCCGGCUCAAUGAGGCCUGGGAUUUUAUUCAGAAGAUGCCCGUUGAGCCAGAAAUAACUGUUUAUGGUGCAAUGCUGGGUGCUUGCAAAAUUCACAAGAAUGUUGAGCUGGGGGAGAAGGCUGCAAACAAACUCUUUGAGUUGAAUCCAGAUGAGGGUGGAUACCAUGUAUUGCUUGCAAACAUAUAUGCCACAGCUUCAAUGUGGGAGAAACUGGCUGAAGUAAGAACUAUGAUGCGAAAGAAAGGACUUCAGAAAACACCUGGUUGCAGUUUAGUGGAAUUAAGAAAUGAGAUUCAUAGUUUCUAUUCUGGCGGUAUAAGCCAUCCCCAAUCCAAAGAGAUCUAUGCUUUCCUCGAGACGCUAGUUGGCAAGAUCAAGGCUGCUGGUUAUGUGCCGGACACCAGUUCAAUACAUGAUGUGGAAGAUGAUGUUAAGGAGCAGCUGCUGAAUACGCAUAGUGAGAAAUUGGCUAUUGCCUUUGGACUUCUGAAUACAAGCCCAGGAACGACCAUACAUAUUCGGAAGAAUCUCCGAGUCUGUGGUGAUUGCCAUAGUGCGACAAAGUACAUUUCACUUGUGACUGGGCGGGAAAUCAUAGUGCGUGAUAUGCACAGGUUUCACCACUUCAAGAAUGGAUACUGUUCAUGUGGAGAUUAUUGGUGAAUUUGGCUCCUCAAGUGUCUUGAUUCUUGAUUAUUUGUAUACAACCACUACCAGCUAUAAUUUUUAAAGGCCAAGAGGCUUAGAGGUACAUAAGGUUUCUGAGAGUUCUCAGCCCUUUUCUUCUGAAUCUUUGGUGUAUCAUCCAUGAUUAAGCUAUCAUGUACAACCUAUUCAUAAUCGAAAUCUUCAAUAACAAAAACCACAAGGUUUUCUCUUGGAAGGUACAUGCUAUGUUUUCAAGCUAUGUGACUAAAGGUAUUUCUAAUCUCCUGUAAUUAGACGUCACUAAAGGUUUCAUUCAUAUGCUAUGAUAUUAAUUUAAUGGCAUUAAAAGCUCAUGCUGUGCUGCAGGCAGACCUAAAAAAAUUUUGAAAUGUAUUAUGAUGAAUGAUUGAUCAAUAUUACAUGUAUAAACUGAUGCAUUGAGUGAAUCAGCAAUGUUACUUGCUGCACCAUUAGCAAAUUUGUUUUUUAUUUUUAGUUACAACAUUAUAAUGGCUGUAAAAAUCAUAAAUAAAUGAACAGCAUCAUUUCCUCCCCAAAA